AUGCCCGGUCGCACUUUAUCUGCAUCAUCCGAGAAGUCUGAUGACGGUGGCGAGCACGCAACAAUAUCCGGCCAGACUACUCCAACAUGGCUUCCAAAUCAACCUUAUCGCCGUUAUGGUACUCCUCCGAUUUCUCACACGGUGGGUAGCGCCCCGGGUACCAUGUCGACUAGACUGGCUCCGACAGCCGACUCAAGUACCAGCGAGCAGGUGUUAACUCGUUCUACCGACACAGGAAGUGGGCCUAUUGCUAUCGACAUACCUCGUAUCAAACGGAUUACUUCGACGUCGGUUUACACCCCACCUGAGCCACUUUCUGCACGAGGUGAUUUGCCUGGAGGAUACUUCCCUAUGCAUGAGGAUCCCAAGACGAGAGUCCAUCAUCCUCAUCCAUUCCACAGCCAAGAUCGCCAGGGCGUACGAGAUCUGACCCUUGCCGACUUCUCAGCCCGCCCCGAAGGGAGUAGUGCCACCAAAAAAAUGUCUUCCAGCAUGUCAACGCGCAACAGUAUCCCGGUUGCAUCCUAUUUACCCACGGGAUGUCAUGACACACCACUUCCCAUGGGGAAGUAUUACCCGUCAAACUACGAAAACCAACAGAAGGCCCACGUGAGCAGGACCAGGUCUGCCACAGUUUCGUCCACCUCUUCCAAAUCCAGAGACCAACUCGAACCUUUUAUCAACAGUUCGCCGACAUCGAACUCGGCCCACGACCCUGAUGUUCGUCGCAAACUUCAGCUCCAACAAUAUCAGCGCGAUAUGAUUGCUCAGGCUUCUUUGGCUGCGAAUGAGCUUCUAUCCUCAAGCGGGCACGGCAGAUCUGGGCCUCCCAAACUGGGAAAUCUACCAGGAAAGGCCCUCAGUUUCGGCCCUCCAUUUCACAACCCCUCCGCCCCGAAGUUGCACCCGUUAGGCAGUCCCGGCCCAGUGACACCCAUGGAUCUCGAAUCUUCACGAGGCGGUAAUGGCUAUUUCGAGAUGAGCCAAGGGGAUAACCGUACGCAGAAAUAA
Clonostachys rhizophaga is the source of this 1011-nucleotide messenger RNA. The record is from the annotation of a GenBank genome assembly. Lineage: Eukaryota; Fungi; Ascomycota; Sordariomycetes; Hypocreales; Bionectriaceae.